AUGUCGCCUCCCGUGACUCCGCCCACCAAGAAGUGCAUCUGCCAGCUGUGCUCCUGCGGGCGCCACCAUUGCCCACAUCUUCCCACCAGGAUCUAUGAGAAGAGCGAGAAGCCAUGUUUCCUGUCAGAGUACGUGGAGCAAUACCCCCUGUAUCCCUACGCCCAUCCCAGAGACUCAUUCAAGCCCAAGGCAGAAUACCAGAAGCAGCCAGUGGCCGUGGAGGGAAUGACAACUUUCAAGAGAGAUUACGUACCUCAUGAAGUGUUGCCAGUGAAAUUCAAACCACCUGAAAAGUAUGUCAAGAGUGACGAGAACAUGGAUUUAAUCUCAAUAUAUAAACAAGACUACAACCCCUAUCCUAUCUGUCGAGUUCCUCCCUGCUUGCCCCGCGAGACUAACUACACUUCCAAUGUCAAGAUGGACACAAUACCUACGUACAAAGGUGACUACGUGCCAUGGAAUGAAUCAAAACGAGAGAUGAUUAAACCAGACAAUAAAUACCAUCCAUCGGAAGCAAAAUUUGACUACAGAACCACUGUCCAGGAUGAUUAUGUAUAUAAGGGACCAGUCGCCACUCACAGCUGCAAACCUCUGAAUCCAGCCCACAUGACAAAGGCACCUUUGGAGGACCUGACAAAUUAUAAAUUGAAUUAUGUGCCACAUCCCUUGGAGAAACGCUUUGUCCAUGAGUAUGAGAAGUAUAAACCCAGUGAAACCCCAUUUGAUGGCCUCACCACCCACAAACAAUCAUACAAGGGUCUGGCUGGCCCGCCUGCCAAGAUAGUGAAACCGUACCAGUCAAUGCCAACCCACGAUCUCCCAUUUUCCUCUUCCACAGAGUUUCGGGAAAAAUACCAAGCUUGGCCACAGCACCCCAUGUUCACCAGAAAACCUGAUGUGUACGUGCCCCCCGUAGAGAAAAUGGACCUUCAGACAACUACUCAGACUCAUUACACAUACCCUAAGGGACAGCCAGCCAAGGCAUGUCGGCCCUUGGGCCAUGUUCAGAAAACCACUGCACCCUUUGACAGCUGCUCCACCAUGAAGGAUGAUUACAAGCCAUGGCAUGGUAAGAAAGCAAAACCCAUCAUACCUGUCUCAGAACUUACUUUGCCAGCAGAACCAAUGGAGAACCUGACCACCUUUCGGGCCCAUUACGUGCCUCACCCCCCCACUUUAACUAAGAGCUUUAAGCCGGGUUGGUCAGCUGCACGGCCUAACAUGCCACUCGAUGCAGAAACCACCUACGCCACCAGCUACACGCCGAAGGAAAUUGUCAAAUGCCUUGCCUCCUACAAAGAACCCCCAGGCUAUGUGCUUCAAGAAAUCGAUGCUGUCGGUCACAAGUUCUACUGCCCUGUUUCGGAGGCUGAACGCCCAAUGAGUUCAAAGAGUAAAGAGCGAAGAAGCAGCUUUUCUGGGAAUGGACUAUACCUACCUGGCCCAAAGGAACUACCAGUGACAGCCUGA
This is a messenger RNA of Terrapene triunguis (Three-toed box turtle), 1470 nucleotides long. RefSeq names its product stabilizer of axonemal microtubules 1 (gene SAXO1). The transcript is spliced from 4 exons. Gene Ontology annotation, cellular component: sperm flagellum; centriole; cytoskeleton. Gene Ontology annotation, molecular function: microtubule binding. The record is from RefSeq and is a predicted model, not a curated record. Gene Ontology annotation, biological process: microtubule anchoring. Lineage: Eukaryota; Metazoa; Chordata; Testudines; Emydidae. The coding region runs from base 1 to 1470 and encodes 489 amino acids.